GCCCCACUCAGCCCUUCACCAGGAUACUACCUACAUUCCAAAUAUCCUAGUCUUCUAACCUCAAUGCGACUAACCUCUCCCAAGAACCAAAUCUAUAUAAACCCCCUUCCAACUCUGCCAUUUCAAUCACCAGCAUCACAGACUCACCAGCUCACAACACAACAAACCCCAACCUUUUUAUCCCUCAAACCCACCAACAACCCACAACCCACCAAAAUGCAACUCCUCGCCUACCUCCCCCUCGUUCUCGGCCUGAGCACCCCCGCCCUCUCAGCCUGGGGCCUCAAGGCCUGGCACAGCGACAACUGCAGCGGCUCGCUGCUGACACACAUCGAGAACUCGCCCAAGACGGGGUGCUUCAACUUCGACAAGAAAGAGGGGUCCGGGAUCCGCUCGAUCAAUGGCAACUUCAACACCAAGGACUACCACAUCACGAUCUACCCCAAGGCGGACUGCAAGGGGACGGCGGCGUGGUCCGGCAAGCAGAUCACUCCCCAUAAGUGCGAGGUGUUCAAGGAGUGGAGCUCGAAGGUCGUCAUGUACUCGUACAAGGUCACUGCUGCCUAG
Messenger RNA from Aspergillus japonicus CBS 114.51, 567 nucleotides. RefSeq lists its product as uncharacterized. The record is from RefSeq and is a predicted model, not a curated record. Lineage: Eukaryota; Fungi; Ascomycota; Eurotiomycetes; Eurotiales; Aspergillaceae. The transcript has a single exon. Bases 64 to 567 code for a protein of 167 amino acids.